Eriocheir sinensis (Chinese mitten crab) is the source of this 5168-nucleotide messenger RNA. Its product is annotated as UBX domain-containing protein 7-like. The record is from RefSeq and is a predicted model, not a curated record. Gene Ontology annotation, biological process: proteasome-mediated ubiquitin-dependent protein catabolic process. Gene Ontology annotation, molecular function: ubiquitin binding. Gene Ontology annotation, cellular component: nucleus. NCBI's taxonomy places the organism in Eukaryota, Metazoa, Arthropoda, Malacostraca, Decapoda, Varunidae. The transcript has 8 exons. The coding region runs from base 79 to 1584 and encodes 501 amino acids.
AAAGGUCUUCCAUGUAAUCGAACAGUUGUAAACAAGCGUGAGGCUGGCCGCAGAGGGGCCGCUGAGAGGGUCGGGACAAUGCCACCCAGCAGGGCCGCCAAGGCAAACAGGGCGCUCAUCCACGAGUUCUGCACCAUCACAGGUGCAGAUGUGUCCUUGGCACAGAACCUCCUGGAGGCAUGUGGCAACAACCUGGAGAUGGCAAUCAACAUGCACAUGGAGGGGGCAGCCGGCGGGGGUGGGGCUCAGUCCCACCCAGAUGCAGCAAGCACAGGAGAAGAUGUUGUGAGAGCACCCAUUCCCCAGAAGCAGGAGGUACUGAUUGAUGGGCCUGAUGAAAUCGCCUUCAAUUUCCGUGGCAGACGCAGAGCCGUGAGAUCUGUAUUUGACAAAUUUCGAGAUUUUGAAGCAGAAACUAGGCGUCAAGAGGAGGAGCUGCUGGCAGGAAGUAGUGAGGGGGAUGCUGGUGGAGAGGCCUCAACCAGCAGCAACAGUAACAGCAGCAGCAGCAGUCUCUCAGCCUCAGGUCGGAGCCGCAGCAAAACAAAGACGUUAGAGGAUCUUUUUCGGCCUCCAAUUGAUCUCAUCUACAAAGGAACAUUCCAGGCAGCCCGUGACUAUGGUGUGGCGAAGAAGCGCUGGCUUAUGGUCAAUAUCCAAGAUGCAAGUGAGUUUCCUUGUCAAGUCUUGAAUCGUGAUGUGUGGUCCAAUGCUGCUGUGAAGACGAUCAUCAAGGAACAUUUCAUAUUCUGGCAGGUGUAUCAUGACAGCGAGGAGGGCCAGAGACACAUGAUGUUCUACCAGGUGUCAGAGUGGCCACACGUUGCCAUCCUGGACCCGAGGACUGGGGAGUGCUUAGUCACGUGGCACAAGCUGGAUGCUGUAACAUUUUGUGACUUAGUGACAGAGUUCCUAACUGCAUACCCCGGUCUGGACGAGAAUUCAUCACCUCCUAAGAAAAAACUACGAGCAGAUCCAAGUGACAGUAUUUUGGAAGCUGAUGAAGCAUCCCAAAUUGAGGCAGCCAUCAAAGCCUCUUUGGCUGAGUCUGAGGAGGGAAAGCCGAGUCCGGCGGCAGCCUGUGAGGGUGAUGAGGAGAACCAGGCAGAGUCAGAUUCACUGGAAACUUUUGACUCUGAUCAUGAAGAAGUGGACUAUUCACUUGCUAAGGAAAACCCAAAGAGAACAUUAAAUGGUGAAAAUACAUUGUUUGGAAAAGUAGUGAGUGCAAGUGAUGAGAAGGAGGACAGCAAGAGUUCUCACAGUGAAGAGAAGUCAUCAGACACAGAAAGCAUGCCCUCCAGUGAUGACUUGGACUGGAAAUCAUACUUGGGUCCUGCAGAUGACCCAGAGUCAAAGUUGAUGCUGAGGUUGCCUGAUGGCACCAGAGAUAUUGUGUCAAUGCCUUCCUCAUCCAAAUUAAUAGCUCUGGUGAAGUAUGUUAGCAGUAAAGGUUACAGCAGCGAGCAAUAUGAGCUGGUAACCAACUUUCCUCGUCGUGAAAUCUCUCAGAUGGACUUCAAUAUAACUUUAGUAGAUGCCGGGCUUUUCCCUCAAGAAGCAGUAUUUAUCCAAGCUAGAUAACCCUUUUUAGAAUUGUCAGGUUUAAAUUUGUCGUUUUUAAAGUUGAGAAACUUGUACUGCCUUUUUCACUGCCACCAAGUUUUUAAUCAAAAUGUUUUGUAUUAACCCAGUCAGAGCUAAAACUGGUCCAAACAAUAUAUGGCUGUGCUAAAUAUCAUGAGCCAUAGUUUUGUACAGACUACUAUUUAGUGAGUACUGAUGUAGUACACAUAAAAGUGCAUGUACAUCUUUUUGUAUUAUCCAUCACUAAUACUGCCACCACAGGAACACAUGUGAUUACUUGUUUCCAUGAAGUAUAGAAUCCUCAUUGUUAAGUCUUAGGAAUAUAGGUGGUCAGAUAUUAAGACCACUUACUCAGGAUUGGAAAGCUCCAUGUUUAUAUUAAAUGUAUAUCGUAAAUCAUUUUAAUUUGAAAAGCGAGUCAACUCAAAAGUACGUGGACAACAUGAAGGAGAGGAAUUGGCUGGUGAAUUCAUUGGUGCCAAGCUGAGCCAUGAGUUUGUUGGGAAGUAUGAUGUGGUGAGUUGGCUUCAGCUUGGCUUCUAGGCUUGGUCCAUUAGAACAACUAGUCCUGCAGUACUUACUCAUUUUACGUGGUUUUAUUAUCAUCAGUUUACCCCCUUUUUAAUAGCAGAUUUUGAGUUCUGUUACUGCAGGAAAGGAGGUAGAUGAUGUUUAGUCUUCCUGUUCUUAUGAAGGUUUUUAAAAGAUGUUUUGAUUUUUAAACUAAAUAUCUUGGAUUAUAAAGUAACUAAAAAUUGUUUAAAGAUCCAGAUGUCUUCUGAGAAGCUCAUAGUGGUCAUUUGAUUCAAUAUGCCAAAAACUUUGCAUUAGGUGCAGUGUAGUUGUCCAACUAGCAACUGAACAAUGUCAGGCCAUAAAAUAAGAAACUGCUACAGUUAUUAAUUUUCUUUUAUCUCCUACAUUGCCACAUGUGGUGUAGUUAUGAGCCUGACAUUAGUUUGCCUAGCUACAAAUCCUGGAUUCAUUCCCAGUGUGGGCAGUCUACAUGCAGCCCACCCAGCUGUUUAUCUUCCCUUCCAGCCUGGUUGUUAACCUGGGGAAGGUAAAUUGUGGUAACCUGGAUGUCACACUGGACUUGUGUCCCAUGGCAAUGGGUUCUUGCCCACCACAGGCUCAAAAGCUGAAGUAAUCUGAGUCUUGACACAAAGCGUAUGCCCCUAAAUUUGUCACCUUCCUCUGUCUUGGAAACAAAAGUCACAAGAAACUAUUUUAGGGGAAUAACUGGGAUGCAGAAUCAAUAUCAUUGCCUCUGCUAACAUCUGGGCAGAGAUGCUGUUAUCAUUCAAUUAUAUAAUGUCAGUACAGUUUUACUCCUCUGCUAAUACUCCUUCAUAUUUGUUCCUCAUGUCACUCUGUGUAGCAGCAUAAUAUUAGGCAUGCGUUUGCUCAUUACAGUGAAGAAUAUGUACAAAAACACAAUAAGAUGAAAGGUACUCGGAGAGGAGUCAAAGACCAUCUUGUCAAGGAGAAGAGUACAUGUAAACCUAUUAUAUUUACUAAAUAUUGAUAAUAUUAACAUACUGGUAAAAUAUGUGUGCAAGAAACUGCCUGUCAAGGGCAAGGGAGGCGACUAUCUCCCCAGGCACACUCGGGCAGCCCAACGGGGGGAGGUGGGUCUCUCUUAACUGCUGUAUCUCAAAAACUAUUCAUCACAACUUAAAAACAAAAAACACCAUUGGAAAGAGAAGGCCCAGAUCUAUAAGAUUCGGUUAUGUAUACCUCUCCUGCGAACGUACAGGCAUGUUCAGGGGGUAUUGCCUGUGAGUGUGACUGGCGCUCGCAGCGAGCUUUUAGCACCACCAGCAAGUGACGUUAGUGCUCGCUCUUUUAACCUCUGUAUCUCAAAAAUUAUUCAUCACAACUAAAAACAAAACAAAAACACCAUUGGAAAGAGGAGGCUAAGAUCUAUAAGAUUUGGUUAUGUAAGCCUUUCCUGUGAACGUACAGGCACGUUCAAGGGGUGUUGCCUGUGAAGAUGUGCAUCUGUGCGUGCGCAAGUCAGCCAUAUUGAGGCAACUGACUACAUCUCAUGAUAGGGUGCUGGCAGGGUAGUAUUUACAACUAUUUGGUAAAAAAAUCAGUCAGGUGAUGGGUGAAGCUAUGCUAAAAUGCUGCUAUAUUGGACAACAACAUCCACCAGUUACUCGUCACUAGAUUUUCUGUGCUAGGCUGAUAUGAUUUUCCACCAAAUUUAGUGUAAAACCCACUGAAUUGGCAAUGCUGAAGCUCGUAAAAUAUUGUCGGAACACGCUCAUAUGCGGGAAAUUUGAGUGUGAUUGGAGGUCAGCGAGCGUUUAGCACCACCAGCAAAUGACACUAUGCUCACUGCGAGCAUUUAGUAGUUUAAGGGUUAAGAGCUAAAAAAAAAAUACUGAAGUGCAUGAUUGGAUCUUAAAAUCUGUUCAUUCUUGAUAUCUUGGUAAGCUGCACCUCGUUCCCCAGCAGCGUAGAGUAUGUAACAGUUAUGUUCCAACACUCUCGGAUAUAGUACUUAACCCCUAAAGGAUAGGUGGAAGGCAAAAGUGCUUCUCUAUAGCCGGGCAUGUUUUGACAUUUCUCAUCUUCCAUUAUCAGUUUGUCAGCCAUGCUUUGACGUAUACCUUUAAUUUUCAUACCAUUAAGCUUAUCCAUAUUAGGAAAUAGUAGGAAACAAAACUGCAGAUCUAUAGGUAUUAGAUAAUUAGAGUGCUCUUGUAUUGCGAGGAUUGUAUGAGCUGUGUUAUGAGAUCGUAUGAGCUAUGUGGGGUUAUACAGCUGAGCCAGACCUACGAUACUGUUGAGAAAUGGGUGUGGCUUACCGAGAUAUCAAGAAUGAACACACUGCAGUUAACCAUUCAAUAUUUUUAUAUAUUUUCCUUGAGUUAGAAUAACAUUCAGCAAUGGCACAGGAAUAAAGAUAUUUUGAUGAUACUGCAGAGUUGCUGCUGGUCAGCAGACAUCUUAGCAAGUAUUAUGAAAAGCUGUAAGCAAUAACGAAGUCAACAUAUUUGAGAAGUAGAAUGUUACACAAAACAUAAGGAGUUAGAGCAUUUGACAACCCAAACUCCUGUCUCUUGAUUCAGAAUGGUUUGAAUUCACAAAAAUAAGUGUAGUACUGUACCAAGAAUUGUACUUGUAAACACACAAAAAAGAGUUUUAUAGUCUCAUGUGCCAUACAUUAAUAAAAUAGAAGUUUUUUUAAGAAAAUUAUUCAUUUUUAACCAUGACUACAAGUGUUCCCACAGAGAUGACAUGUUUUGUGACCUAAUUUACAAUCUGUUGCAUCCUUCUCAAAUUAACUUGAUUAUUUUUUUAGUAAUGGAAAUCCAACCCAUCAUUUACAUCAUUCAUGUAAGGAUGUGUGUUGAGUUUCAACAAAAUUGGUUCUGUAUAUUCAGCUUAUCUCCCAAAAUGUUUCGUGCACCACACUAAUUAUUUUCAUUUUUAGGGUUUCCCAACUAAAGUCAUUAAAGGAUCAAGUACAUGUAUUAUAUACCACUAAAAGGUUAUGUUUCUUUUUAGUUUUAAGGAGUUUAUAUACAUUAUAAUGUUCUAUGAAUAAAAAUACGUAACACAACAAA